Diceros bicornis minor is the source of this 9185-nucleotide messenger RNA. RefSeq names its product insulin receptor (gene INSR). Lineage: Eukaryota; Metazoa; Chordata; Mammalia; Perissodactyla; Rhinocerotidae. Gene Ontology annotation, biological process: cell surface receptor protein tyrosine kinase signaling pathway; glucose homeostasis; protein autophosphorylation. The transcript is spliced from 21 exons. Gene Ontology annotation, cellular component: axon; insulin receptor complex; membrane. Gene Ontology annotation, molecular function: insulin receptor activity; insulin receptor substrate binding; ATP binding. Bases 385 to 4497 code for a protein of 1370 amino acids. The record is from RefSeq and is a predicted model, not a curated record.
CGCGCGUCCGGCUGUCUGCGCGUCCGUUUGUCCGCGCGUCCGCAGAUCGUGGCCAAGAGCGCUCGGGGCCGAGAGCCAGGAAGCCCGGGCGCAGCGCGAGGCUCCGGGCCCUGAGAUCGCGGGACGGGACCCGGGCCUCAGUAGCCCGGGGUCGGGGCCGCCUCCGCCGAGCCGCGCCGCCGGAUUUGUAGCGGCCGAGGCCGCGCGCCCCUCCGGGGGCUGAUUCAAGGAGCCUCCCGGGCGGGGGCUGCGACCCGAGGGCCGCGGGCGUGGAAGAAAAGGACGCGCGGCCCCCAGCGCCCCUCGGGCGGCCACCUCGGAGCAUGACCCUCGCGGGCCGGCGCCGCGCGCUCUGAUCCGUCGGGACCCCGCGCUCCCGCAGCCAUGGGCGCCGGGGGCGGGCGGGGGGCGGCGGCCGCGCCGUUGCUGGUGGCCGUGGCCGCGCUGCUGUUGGGCGCCGCGGGCCACCUGUACCCCGGAGAGGUGUGCCCCGGCAUGGAUAUCCGGAACAACCUCACGAGGCUGCACGAGUUGGCCAACUGCUCCGUCAUUGAAGGACAUUUGCAGAUACUGUUGAUGUUUAAAACGAGGCCUGAGGAUUUCCGAGACCUCAGUUUCCCCAAACUCAUCAUGAUCACUGAUUACUUGCUGCUUUUCCGGGUCUACGGGCUGGAGAGCCUGAAGGACCUGUUCCCUAACCUCACGGUUAUCCGGGGCUCGCGCCUCUUCUUCAACUACGCGCUGGUCAUCUUCGAGAUGGUUCACCUGAAGGAGCUUGGCCUCUACAGCUUGAUGAACAUCACGCGGGGCUCCGUCCGCAUCGAGAAGAACAAUGAACUCUGCUACCUGGCCACCAUCGACUGGUCGCGCAUUCUGGAUUCUGUGGAAGAUAAUUACAUCGUGCUGAACAAGGAUGACAAUGAGGAGUGUGGGGACAUUUGUCCAGGCACUGCCAAGGGCAAGACCAACUGCCCUGCCACCGUCAUCAACGGGCAGUUUGUCGAGCGGUGCUGGACUCACAGCCACUGCCAGAAAGUUUGCCCGACCAUCUGUAAGUCGCAUGGCUGCACUGCUGACGGCCUCUGCUGCCACAGCGAGUGCUUGGGCAACUGCUCUGAGCCCGACGACCCCACCAAGUGUGUGGCCUGCCGAAACUUCUACCUGGACGGCAGGUGCGUGGAGACCUGCCCGCCCCCGUACUAUCACUUCCAAGACUGGCGCUGCGUGAACUUCAGCUUCUGCCAGGACCUGCACAACACUUGCAAGAAUUCACGGAGGCAGGGCUGCCACCAGUACGUCAUUCACAACAACAAGUGCAUCCCCGAGUGUCCCUCUGGGUAUACGAUGAAUUCCAGCAACUUGAUGUGUACUCCAUGCCUGGGCCCCUGUCCCAAGGUCUGCCACCUCCUGGAAGGUGAGAAGACCAUUGACUCGGUGACAUCCGCCCAGGAGCUCCGAGGCUGCACGGUCAUCAAUGGGAGCCUGAUCAUCAACAUUCGAGGGGGCAACAACCUGGCAGCUGAGCUAGAGGCCAACCUUGGACUCAUUGAAGAAAUUUCAGGAUAUCUGAAAAUCCGCCGGUCCUAUGCUCUUGUGUCACUUUCCUUCUUCCGGAAGUUACGUCUGAUUCGGGGAGAGACCUUGGAAAUUGGAAACUACUCUUUCUAUGCCUUGGACAACCAGAACCUAAGGCAGCUAUGGGACUGGAGCAAACACAACCUCACCAUCACUCAGGGGAAGCUCUUCUUCCACUAUAAUCCCAAACUCUGCUUGUCUGAAAUUCACAAGAUGGAGGAGGUUUCGGGAACCAAGGGGCGCCAGGAGAGGAACGACAUCGCCCUGAAGACCAACGGGGACCAGGCGUCCUGUGAAAAUGAAUUACUUACAUUUUCUCACAUUCGGACAUCUUCUGAUAAGAUCUUGCUGAAAUGGGAGCCGUAUUGGCCCCCUGACUUCCGAGACCUCUUGGGGUUCAUGCUCUUCUAUAAAGAGGCCCCUUAUCAGAACGUGACGGAGUUUGAUGGGCAGGACGCGUGUGGCUCCAACAGCUGGACGGUGGUGGACAUUGACCCGCCUCUGAGGUCCAACGACCCCAAGUCACAGAACCACCCCGGGUGGCUGAUGCGGGGUCUCAAGCCCUGGACCCAGUAUGCCAUCUUUGUCAAGACCUUGGUCACCUUUUCUGAUGAACGCCGGACAUACGGGGCAAAGAGCGACAUCAUCUAUGUCCAGACAAAUGCCACGAACCCUUCUGUCCCCCUGGAUCCCAUCUCUGUUUCUAACUCCUCAUCCCAGAUUAUUCUGAAGUGGAAGCCUCCCUCUGAUCCCAAUGGCAACAUCACCCACUACCUGGUUUUCUGGGAGAGGCAGGAGGAAGACAGUGAGCUGUACGAGUUGGAUUAUUGCCUCAAAGGGUUGAAGCUGCCCUCCCGGACCUGGUCUCCACCCUUCGAGGCUGAGGGUUCCCAGAAGCACAAUCAGAGUGAGUACGAGGAAUCCACCAGUGAAUGCUGCUCCUGCCCCAAGACCGACUCGCAGAUCCUGAAGGAGCUGGAGGAGUCCUCCUUCAGGAAGACGUUUGAGGACUACCUGCACAAUGUGGUUUUCGUCCCCAGGCCAUCUCGGAAACGCAGGGCCCUUGCUGACGUCGGGAAUGUGACAGUGGCCGUGCCCACGGUCCCUGGUCUCCCUAACACCUCCUCGACCAGCGCGCCCACGAGCUCAGAGGAGCGCAGACCCUUCGAGAAAGUGGUCAACAAGGAGUCACUGGUCAUCUCCGGCCUGCGCCACUUUACCGGCUAUCGCAUCGAGCUGCAGGCUUGUAACCAAGAUUCCCCCGAGGAGAGGUGCAGCGUGGCAGCCUAUGUCAGUGCCAGGACCAUGCCCGAAGCCAAGGCAGACGAUAUUGUUGGCCCCGUGACCCAUGAAAUCUUCGAGAACAACGUUGUUCACUUGAUGUGGCAGGAGCCAAAAGAACCCAAUGGUCUGAUCGUGCUGUAUGAAGUGAGUUAUCGACGAUAUGGCGAUGAGGAGCUGCACCUCUGUGUCUCUCGCAGGCAUUUUGCCCUGGAGCGGGGCUGCAGGCUGCGCGGGCUGCCACCGGGGAAUUACAGCGUGCGAGUGCGGGCCACCUCCCUGGCAGGCAACGGCUCCUGGACGGAAGCCACCUAUUUCUACGUGACAGACUAUUUAGACGUCCCAUCAAAUAUUGCAAAAAUUAUCAUUGGCCCCCUCAUCUUCGUCUUUCUCUUCAGUGUUGUAAUUGGAAGUAUUUAUCUCUUCCUGAGAAAGAGGCAGCCAGAUGGGCCGCUGGGACCUCUGUACGCUUCUUCAAACCCUGAGUACCUCAGUGCCAGCGAUGUGUUUCCCUGCUCGGUGUAUGUGCCGGACGAGUGGGAGGUGCCUCGGGAGAAGAUCACCCUCCUGCGGGAGCUGGGGCAGGGCUCCUUCGGCAUGGUGUAUGAGGGCAACGCCAGGGACAUCGUCAAGGGCGAGGCGGAGACCCGCGUGGCGGUGAAGACGGUCAACGAGUCUGCCAGUCUGCGAGAGAGGAUCGAGUUUCUCAACGAGGCCUCGGUCAUGAAGGGCUUCACCUGCCAUCAUGUGGUCCGCCUCCUGGGGGUGGUAUCUAAAGGCCAGCCAACGUUGGUGGUGAUGGAAUUGAUGGCUCAUGGAGACCUGAAGAGCUACCUCCGUUCCCUGCGGCCGGAGGCUGAGAAUAACCCCGGUCGCCCUCCCCCUACCCUGCAAGAGAUGAUCCAGAUGGCUGCGGAGAUUGCCGACGGGAUGGCAUACCUGAAUGCCAAGAAGUUUGUGCACCGGGAUCUGGCAGCUCGAAACUGCAUGGUCGCCCACGAUUUUACCGUCAAAAUUGGAGACUUUGGAAUGACCAGAGACAUCUACGAAACGGAUUACUACCGGAAAGGAGGCAAGGGUCUGCUCCCCGUGCGGUGGAUGGCACCGGAAUCCCUGAAGGACGGGGUCUUUACCACUUCUUCCGACAUGUGGUCCUUCGGUGUGGUCCUUUGGGAAAUCACCAGCUUGGCGGAACAGCCUUACCAAGGCCUGUCUAAUGAGCAGGUGUUGAAAUUUGUCAUGGAUGGAGGGUAUCUGGAUCAACCUGACAACUGUCCUGAGAGAGUCACCGACCUGAUGCGUAUGUGCUGGCAGUUCAAUCCCAAGAUGCGGCCGACCUUCCUGGAGAUCGUUGACCUGCUCAAGGAUGACCUGCACCCCAGCUUUCCAGAAGUUUCCUUCUUCCACAGCGAGGAGAACAAGGCGCCCGAGAGCGAGGAGUUGGAGAUGGAGUUUGAGGACAUGGAGAGCGUCCCCCUGGAUCGGUCCUCACACCCCCAGAGAGAGGAGGCCGGGGGCCGGGAUGGAGGGUCCUCGCUGGGUCUAAAGCGGAACUACGAGGAACACAUCCCCUACACUCACAUGAAUGGGGGCAAGAAAAACGGGCGGAUUCUGACUCUGCCGCGGUCGAAUCCUUCCUAACGGCGCCUGUUUGGGAAAAGGGUUCCAAGUCUUCACUUUCCUCUGGUUUGAAGGCCUCCAGAAACCUCAGGAUUCGCAUGCGAAUCUGCCAUAGUGUCAAAUGGAGCUCAGAGAUCAUGACUAUCCAUUUCUGCUCAUCUUGUGACUUAAAACACUUGGGUUUGAUUGCCAAUUGACUAGUCGUCAGAGCAUUUAACUGUGAACGUAGAGAGGAGGGGGUUUCCGUGGCUGCCGUCUUUUCGGGCUGUUUCAAGCCAGGAUGUUAUUAUUUUUUUUUCCAGUAGCUUGAAAGAAAACAGAGUUUUUACAAACAUUUUUUUUUUUUUUUGCUGGUGUCUGAGCUACAGUAUAAAAUGUAAAACUUGUUUGUGGAACAAAACUUUGAAAGAAAGAAAGAAGAAAAACCGGUUCCAGUGGAGUUCCAAGCUUCACGGAGUGGGCUUCAAGGUUUUUCUCAUCCGGGCUGAAGGACUUUUUAAUUUUCCUUCACAAAAUCAGUUCCUCAAAUUGACCAAUAGCUGCUGAUUUUGUUCUUUUGAUAAGGAUCUGCAGUGCCCGCCUGUGGUUCACGUGUGUGGCGUGCGUGUGUGUCCAGGUUAGACACGGCUGGUGUGCGUGUGUGUGCAGAGCAUUCGUGCUGAGUUGACGCUUCGGGGAUCGGCUCAUGAAGGUUUCGCUCUUCUCGAGUGUGUGAGUUCUUGAUCCCCACCUCUCCUUCCUUCUUAUUUACUGGGAGACUGUGCCCUCGACAGAUUCUUCUCGUGUCCCAAAUCUUAGCCUCAGGAGUCUUCUCUCCCUUAACUUUGGUGAAAAAUGUUUUUCGGGAGCCAAGGGAGUAGUUUGGAGUGAUAAUGGAUCUUUUCAAGACCAAACAAAGCCAGGACAUAAAAAAGAAAAAAGAAAAAAAAAAAAAAAAAAGAAGAACUGAAAUGAUGAAGAGUUUUGAGAAUAUAUUUGUAACAUAUUUAAUUUUUAAAAAAUCUCCAGCAUCAGCCUCCUAAGUUAUUAACUGUUUCCCGGGGUGGGGGGAGGGCUUGUCUGCUUGUGCAUGGUAGGGAGCAAGGCACCGGUGGCCAAUUUGUUUGGUCUUAAAGGCAUCCAUUUUUCUGGGAAUAAAGCCACGUUAGCUGCUAACCCUUUUGGAUGUUGUGAAGCCACGCUGAGGGUGUGGGCGACUGGGUUUGAUGGAUGGUUUGGUUUCUGCUGGGGAAAGCUGGCAGCCACCUGGAGCUGAGCCCUGCCUUCAGACACACUUGUGGCUCUCUGACCAUCUGGUUCCCUGUGUGUACCUCGCGUGCUUCCUCAACUGGGUGUGCACGUCCUGCAGUUAUUGUGCAAACACAACAAAAUCAGAUCCUAAAGUGCGACAGCACGGAAGGACUUUGAGAACACUAAGCAAUAUGAAGUGAGAGGCACCUGUCGGGUCCCUCCGCCCUCGGAGCGUCCAACUGUCCUCAGAACUGAUAUCCCAGAAAGCUGCUCUGCGCGCAGUGACCUCAGCUAGGCCAGCUGUGGGGCCUGAGCAGAACUGUCAGGUGCUUAUGCUGUUGCAAUCCCCAAGAGACUCGAGUCUGGAGGAGAAACCGCCCAAGACCUUCACGCUACCGAGAACUUCCGUAUGGGCGUGCAUCCGUAGUUUCUUCCUUUUGGGGAAAGAACCACAGCUGCUCAAAUAAAGGACACGGUGAACUCAUUACUUUGGUUUGUCAAAAUCAUCACCCACGGGUUAUCUCUGAGUGCAUUUUCUCGAAAGUUUUUGAUUGCUUCCUUCUCCUCUUCUCUUACGAGUUGUGGGCUUCAGAAUGGGAUAGAGACGUAAUGGUGACCUCCGAGCCUUCUCAAUUCUUGAUUAAGAACACAGGUAGACACAAAUCCCAAUGGCCUAUUGCUGUCUUAUUUAUAUGAUUUGAGAAAUUACAGCGUGUAAAAUAUUUCUGGGGAACCUCAGUGAUUGGGUACAAGGAGUGAGAGUACAGAAGUUAUUUUCGCCAAAUUUAUUUUGUACAUAGAAGAGAGUCUGUACGUAAAUUAAAAAACACGUAGAGCUAGAUAUUUUGUUCUUUUCAUAGGAAAUUUGUAGCGGCUGUAUACCACACUAGCAGCAAUUUUCACAUUUUUCUAAUUCAGAAAGGUUUUCUUAUAUUAGGGGAAAAAUUAUUUAUUUUAAUAUAUAAAAAUCACUGUAAAAAUCACUUUCGUACAAAAUGGAGCGCAUGUAAAUUUUUAUCAAAGAAAAAUAAACAGGUGAUGUGGGGUAAUGAUUUUUUUUUUUUCCAGCACAGUCUACCUCAGUGUAUCGUUAGGAUGUGGUUCAAUAACGGACAUCUUCGAGACUUCAGAAUUCUGCCUGGAUCCGAUCUGAAUCAGGGAAAAUCUGUAUGAGCUGAUUCCGAAUGCCAGGGACCAGUAAGAAUUUUGAGGGAGGGAGCGGGGAUAAAAUGUGGCCUUCGUGUGUGAGCAUAGAUCCUUUUUCUGGCUGAUUAUAUUCUUCUCUGAAUUUAAUCUUCUUUUUGUUUUUUUCUUUUAUUGAUCCUCCAUCCAUUGGCACCAUGCUUCCCAAACAUGACCCUAGUUCCAGGCCAUCAUGAUGUAUCUGAUGUGUGGGGCAUUCAGACCUGAGUUUCUCUCCUUUGGUGAGAAGUGGAUGCUCCAUCUCUCACUGGGGCAAAGACAGGCUUUGGUGCAGAGCCAGCAUCCCCACUGUUCACUGCAUCCCCCAGAAGUGAGCACCAUGGUGCCCUGGGAUCUCCAUGGCUUAUUCCCACUCCUUUCAGCCUGAGAUCCUUUUUGGAGGUGGAACAAAUCACACUCAUGGGAACCUCACACACAAACACCCCAUGCAGUGUCUUCUUUUAUUCUUCAAGUGGGAAGGGGGCACGUUGAGAAAUCCCAAUCCAAAAUUGACCAGCAUGCUGAACACAUUUUUUAGCAACAAAACCUUAGACCCCAGUGUUGUGGUUUGGUUGACCUUAAGCUAAUACUGUUUGACCUCGUGGGGCUUUGAGAACCCAUGUGUAAGUCUGGGCAGGGUGAGCAGGGCUGUUGUCAUAUUCAGCAAACCUUUGUCAUCCUUUUAGGCACGGCUCCUGCAGACUCUCCUUUCUCCGCUUGCUCUGGAGAGGUACUGUAGAAUGCUGGACCACCUUGUGUAAAUGGGAUUUCACUGACUUCAUUUAGCUGUCUCUGCUGCUGCAGUGAAAAGGGAAAGCAGCCAUUGGGUCACAAGCCUCCUUUUGCAUCAGAUAACGUUUACUGUGUAACAACAGGACUUUGGUCUGAGAAAGUCAUGGUUGUGCUGGGGGUUGUAGUGAUGGGUUACAUAAAAAGCAACAAAGCCAGCUUAGGUUGAUGCUUUUUGUUGUUUGUUUUUAAAGAUGUCUCACUAUUAUUAAAACCCUUUUCAUUAAUGUGGUGAAAUCCAUGUAGUGGUUUCUUCUUCUGGGAGGAGAAUACCAAACGUGUUACUUUUUCCCUGGACCAGUGAUGUCAAACACACGUGUGGAAAUGUUCAUAUUCUGAGAGCUGUCCUGGGUGCUCUUCUGCCAUUUUAAGCUAGUAGAAAGAGAGAAAUGCCGCUGGUUCUCUGGAUAGACAUUGAGCACAACUGAGAGAAAAUGUAGGAAUUGAUGCAAGGGUCUGCACAUAUAGUCCAUGGCCAUUGGAGACUGUCACCCACUGAUGGACAGAUCUUCCACUAUCUCCCACCAGAGCAGAUGGUCCGCCAUAAAUGUGCUUCUUGGGUGGGGAGGUAUUUAUCUGUAGCUUUCAUAACAUUGGUCAAUGGGCAGGAAUGCCAUCAGAGCACGGCCCAUGCUAGCCAUCUGAGAGACUGAAUGUGCUGUAGUCCCACCAAAAAUCAUUUUUCUACUUUGUGGUGGGUGGAAUUUUGGGGUUCAAUAUCUUUUGGAUGCUUCUUGGUGAGUCCUUGAUACCUUAGGCUAUUCAGAAAUUAUGGUUUUGUUGGGGAUGGGGAACAGGGAAGUGCUGAUCUUAUAUAAAUGGUACGUGUAGAAUGAUGCCCCAUUCAGAAAACCUUCUGGAAUGUUCUUCAGAAUAUUGAUUUACACCAGCGGUGAGGCUGGGAAUGGAAAGGGCAGAUCGGCGUUUGUUCUCUCAAAACGCACGAAAGAAUGUGAUGGACUAUUCAGGGGCUGCAGUUGAAGGUGAAUGUUUUCUUAGGGUUCUCCUAGGAACAGAGGGAAACAAUGACUUUUUGAUCUCCAGUCCAGGUCCAGAACCAGCCUCCAGCCGAAUUUUUAUUUGGGUACGGGCCCUAAAAGUCCUUGUUAAAAACAAGAUCAGGAAUCUGAGGCUCUUGGUCCCAUUUGAGAAGGAAGGAAUAACCCUCCAAAUGAGUGUGCGUCCAUGUACACGUUCAGGAAUGGCUUGCUCAGACUUUCUACUUUGUGUGCCUGGGUGGGCUCAGCCCCGCGUGUCAGCAGCAGACUCCUCCCAUCCUCCGUCAGCCGUGCAGGAUCAAAAGUGCCUCGGCUUAUGCGGAAAACAACUCGGAAACACAAAACCCACCAAAAGCUCGAUUAUAAUUUUUUCAAUGUUUUCCUACAAGAGCCAAGUAGCGCCAUGUACAGAAUAUGCCUUUUUUUUUUGAAUAUCGAAAUUGCUCUGCAUGUAAAAUAUGGGAUAAUUACCUGUUUAUAUUAAAAUUCUGAAUAAAUUAUCUGAGAAUA